Molecule: messenger RNA, 1290 nt
Organism: Sorghum bicolor (sorghum)
Lineage: Eukaryota; Viridiplantae; Streptophyta; Magnoliopsida; Poales; Poaceae
Product: protein FAR1-RELATED SEQUENCE 5-like
Exons: 2
Coding region: 36-971 (311 amino acids)
Molecular function (GO): zinc ion binding
Source: RefSeq, a predicted model, not a curated record
UUUAGCGCAGAGAUCCUGAUUUCUUUUUUGAGUACAUGGUUGAUGGGGAAGGACACCUAAAGGGCCUAUUCUGGUGUGACAGUCAAUGUCUGCUUGAUUAUGAAGCUUUUGGUGAUGUCGUUGUAUUUGAUAGCACCUACAAAACUAAUCGGUACAACCUACCCCUUGUUCCUUUUGUUGGGGUGAAUCACCAUCGAAGCACAGUUAUUUUUGGGUGUGGAAUUAUUUCUCAUGAGAAUAUUGAGUCAUAUGUGUGGAUGCUACAUACAUUUUCUGAGGCCAUGAUUCAGAAGCAUCCGGUCUCCGUGAUCACUGAUGGGGACCUUGCUAUGCAGAGAGCAAUCAGGUUGGUGUGGCCGAAUUCAUCGCAUAGGCUCUGCAUAUGGCAUAUUGAGCAGAACAUUGUGCGCAAUGUUAAAGAUGAUGUUGUGAAAGAUGAAUUCAGGAGUUUCCUUUAUGAUUGUUGGCCCAUAGAAGAGACUGAGACAAAAUGGUUGCAAUUUUUGGAUAAGCAUAAGGUUACCAAUAAGGAGUCAUGGUUGUGUCAGAUGUAUGAUACGAGGGAAAUCUGGUGUGCUUCGUAUCAUGCUGGUAAGUGCUACUUAGGACUAAGGAGCAACCAAAGGAGUGAGAGCCUAAACUCUAGGAUUCAUAUGCGUCUAGAUCGUAAAAUGACACUGCUUGACAUGGUACGUCAUGUGGACCAUUGCCUUUCAGGGCUGCGCGCAAAUGAGGCAAAGUUGGACACCGAUGCAUUGCAAUCUGAGUUCAACAUAAAAGCAGCCAAGAAGUGUUUUUUGAUUGAGAUUGAGGAUGGUGAUAAUAUGAGUGAGUAUAUUGUCGGCAGGAAGGAUAAAGGAGACAUGAUGUACUUCGUCAAAUGUGAAUUUUGUGAUGAAGGCAAUCUUAAGGAAAUUUCUUGUUCUUGUCGUAAGUUACAAUCGAUUGGAACCCCCUGCUCACACAUCUAGAACCUUCUUUAUCUUUUUCUCCGAAAUGUUUGUCUACACACCAAGUUCUCAUGUAGAGGACUAUUAGAUCACCCAUAGUGAGUGAUAUAAGAACAUAUGUAGUGCCAUAAUGUUGUUUAAAUAGCAAGGGUAAUUUCAUCGAAGCCAAUUUAACUAAAAACUCGGUUAACCAAAUUUUCCAUGAUCUAUUCAAUGAAGAUUUAGCACUAUUCAGUGAUCAGUGGUAUGUUGUAGGUGGCGUUAACCAAAUUUCUUUGUGACUAUUUAAGUGUACCUCUAUGAGGCUUUACUUGCUGGAAGCAUUCUUUGUUGCUUUUCA